AAAGAUACGUCAUGAACUUUAAAAACUGCACCUUACCGGAAAUGUAGAAUUUUUUUUUUUUUUUGUGGUAGGACGUCUGUAGUUAGGAGUACACAGGAAUACAAACAUCCAUAUAAUCGCAUUUUAACUGACUUAACGCUCACAACAACGUGACCGUUUUAGGAACGUGAUUUUAACAUGUUCUGUAAAUGUGCAGCACGAGCUUCUAGGGCGCUGCGGCGGCCUGCGCAUCCUCGGUGUGGAGUAUUGAAGCUGUCCGCUCUAAGCGCCACUGUAUCGCCCAGCAGAACGUCCUGGUCCCGAUGGAUAUUAAAACGGGAAUCAAGUAACUCUGCCUGGGAUUCCAAGGUUCCUCAGGUACCCUCAUGGGAGCCCAUAAAUGAAAAUCAACUUCCACCGGCAACAAGAGUCUCACCAGACUUAGUGGACAAAUUGGAGAGAUUAGCCCUUGUUGACUUCGGCAGCAAAGAAGGGGUGGACUGUCUGGAGAAAGCAAUUCGAUUUGCUGAUCAGCUUCAUGUCAUCAAUACUGAUGGUGUAGAUCCAAUGGAUUCAGUUCUAGAGGACAGAGACCUGUAUUUGAGAGCUGAUACUGUAACAGAGGGUGAAUGUGCAGAGGAGUUGCUCCAGCUGGCCAAAAACACAGUUGAGGAGUAUUUUGUUGCACCUCCAGGUAACAUCCCUCUACCAAAGAGAGAAGAGAGAUCUGCUAUGCUUAAACACACUGAGUUCUGACUGAAAUGUAACACUGGCUCUGAAUUUGUUAUAAUAAAUAUUUAUUUUAUAUAUCAA
Molecule: messenger RNA, 792 nt
Organism: Megalobrama amblycephala (Wuchang bream)
Lineage: Eukaryota; Metazoa; Chordata; Actinopteri; Cypriniformes; Xenocyprididae
Gene: gatc
Product: glutamyl-tRNA amidotransferase subunit C
Exons: 5
Coding region: 178-735 (185 amino acids)
Biological process (GO): mitochondrial translation; glutaminyl-tRNAGln biosynthesis via transamidation; regulation of translational fidelity
Cellular component (GO): glutamyl-tRNA(Gln) amidotransferase complex; mitochondrion
Molecular function (GO): glutaminyl-tRNA synthase (glutamine-hydrolyzing) activity
Source: RefSeq, a predicted model, not a curated record